Ichthyophthirius multifiliis is the source of this 228-nucleotide messenger RNA. RefSeq names its product kinesin motor domain protein. NCBI's taxonomy places the organism in Eukaryota, Ciliophora, Oligohymenophorea, Hymenostomatida. The record is from RefSeq and is a predicted model, not a curated record. The transcript is spliced from 2 exons.
AUGAUUGCUCUUACCACUAGACUUAAUGAAAGAGAUGAGACUAUUAUUUAAUUAUAAGAAGAAUUGGAGGCUUAUGAUAGAAUUCAUAGGGAAACAGAAGAGUCUCUAUAACAUAAAAUAAAUAGAGUUAAUUAAUUAGAAAAUGUAUUAAAAGAAGAAAAUGUUUAUUUCCCAAAAGAAGAAAAUGUAAGUUAUGUCUUUAGAAAGUUAUUAACACUAAAAUUAUGA